Gambusia affinis (western mosquitofish) is the source of this 2977-nucleotide messenger RNA. RefSeq names its product opsin 6, group member a (gene opn6a). Gene Ontology annotation, cellular component: membrane. Gene Ontology annotation, biological process: G protein-coupled receptor signaling pathway. The record is from RefSeq and is a predicted model, not a curated record. The coding region runs from base 772 to 2109 and encodes 445 amino acids. NCBI's taxonomy places the organism in Eukaryota, Metazoa, Chordata, Actinopteri, Cyprinodontiformes, Poeciliidae. Gene Ontology annotation, molecular function: G protein-coupled receptor activity. The transcript is spliced from 5 exons.
UUUUUUAAAUAUCUACUUUAGAUAACAAAAACAAAGUUGUAAUAAUACAUCAACGAAUUUAUUAUAACUAUGAUAAAUUAUUGUAAUUGUAAUAAUUGUUAUUAUAAAGAAAACCCAAUAUAAAGGGAGAGCAUUUCUUUUUCUCCAACUCUUCAAUUUGCUUCUCUCUUUGAUCUUUUCAAGGUUUUGAUGUUUCAUAAUAUGUUCUACUGACUCUUCAUCAUCACAAAAAUCACUGCUUCCUGUCUUAUUAUGUUCUAAAUAUUGUAUCUGAGUGUUGAUAUUAUUGAUCUUUUCUCAUCAUCAAAUUUUAAUUUUAAUCAGUUUAACCUGAAUGAAUUUAUUAUUUAAUGGUGGUUAGGGUUUGUGGAGCAUUAGCUUUACUAACUGGAAUGGCUCCAGUCCCUUUACCCGCCUCUCCAUCGUAUCCCUUAACCCAGUGAACCCGGUCGGCCCGAGGGCCUGGCUGUGCAGAUAGAAGUCAUGGAGGAGGAAGAGGCUGAUAAAGAGGAAGACAUUUCAGCAGAGUAACCUGCUGCUGAUCUGAAUUCAGAUGUUUCUGAACCAGACAGGAAGCAUAGCAGAACUGAAAGCUCUACCUGAUCAUCCAGCCAAUCAGAGAUUGGUUUACAUGGUGACCUGACCUGUGACCUCCCCGGCUGGGCGUUGGUUCUACGCCAGCUGGGAGCUGAACCAGGAUCAGCCGCUAAAUUUACCUCAGAUUACCAGCAGAGCUGUUGCUGAGAGGACCGUCAGACCGCAGACAACAACAUGUCUCUUAGCAACGCCGCCGGACCCGGACCCGCCUGGAAGAAUCACAGCUUCAGCACAGGGGGAGGCAGGGACCCCCCUCUAUCUGACCAGGGAGAGACUAUCAUCGGGGUCUACCUCCUGCUGCUGGGGUGGAUGUCCUGGUUUGGGAACAGCAUCGUCCUCUUUGUCCUCCUCAGACAGAGAGCGUCUCUGCAGCCCACUGACUACCUGACCUUUAACCUCGCCAUCUCCGAUGCCAGCAUCUCCGUGUUUGGGUACUCCAGAGGCAUCAUUGAGAUCUUCAACGUCUUCCAGGACAGCAGCCACCUUGUCUCCUCUGUCUGGACCUGCCAGGUGGACGGGUUCUUCACGUUGGUGUUUGGUCUUAGCAGCAUCUACACCCUGACAGUGAUCAGCUUCACCCGCUACAUUAAAGGGUGCCACUCCAACAGAGGUCUGGGCCCAGCAGAACUCAUCUCGGUAGUUUCAGAACCCUGGCUGGAAGGUGCUUCUGACCCUGCAGCUCUGUCUUCUGUUUCAGCUCAUCGCAUCACCAGGAGCUCUGUUUUCGUCUCUUUGCUCUGCAUCUGGGUCACGGCUGGGUUCUGGUCUGCAGCGCCGCUGUUAGGCUGGGGCAGCUACACAGAUCGGGGGUACGGUACUUGUGAGAUCGACUGGUCCAAAGCCAGCUACUCUGCCGUCUACCGGUCUUACAUCAUCUCCAUCUUCGUCUUCUGCUUCUUCGUGCCGGUCCUCAUCAUGCUCUUCUGCUACGUGUCCAUCAUCAACACGGUGAAGAGGGGCAACGCCCUUUCUGCCAACGGAGACCUGACCGACCGGCAGAGGAAGAUCGAGAGAGAUGUCACCAUCGUAUCCAUAGUGAUCUGCACGGCCUUCAUCCUGGCCUGGUCUCCUUAUGCAGUGGUCUCCAUGUGGUCAGCCUGCGGUUUCCAUGUGCCCAACCUGACAAGCAUCUUCACUCGCCUCUUUGCCAAGUCCGCCAGCUUCUACAACCCCCUGAUCUACUUUGGCCUCAGCUCCAAGUUCCGUAAAGACGUGGCCAUCUUGCUUCCCUGCACCCAGAACGCCAAAGAUGCCGUCAGGCUGAAGCGCUUCAGACCAAAGGCAGAAGGUCACGGCCGCCGCGCUGCAGGAGGAGCCAGACUCAAAGGUCCCCUGAACCGCUCUGAAAAGAAGUACUCCCCGAUGAACCAGAUCCCUCAGGCUGCCACCCUGGGCAGUGGCAAGGAGACGCCGCCGCCUGGCACUGCACCAGCUGACGCCAAGGAAGUGUUUUUCAUCAACAUGGCCGCUGCGAACGAGGCCAGCUCUGAGUUUGAGUGUGUCAGACUCUGACCAAGCCACCUGAACUCUGUUGCUGCAACUCUGUCCGACCUUAACCAACCACAAUCCAGGAACAUUUCCAUCCUCUGAGAAGAACCAGGUGUCUUUGACCUUUAACCCCAUCUAGAGACACUCUUGUAAAAGUCCCAAAUAAAUUGAAGAGGUCAGGUAAAGAAUUAUCUCUAGAGUCUCAGAUUCAGGUUCUCUGACCUUUAGACUGAGUUUUAUUGAGAAGCUUUUGGUCUGGCUCUGAUCAUCAAAUGAUCCGAUUCCCUGCUGAAUGAAGUGACCAGACAUACUUAAAGGGCCAGUAUCGUGUAAAAUUUUACCUUUCCAGCAUGUUAGAAUCAAACCUGGAGUGUUCCCUUGAUUCGUUCAUGUUUGAUAAAUCCCUUCCCUCAGCUGUGCAAAACACCAAGGUGGACCUAGCUCCGCCUUCAAGGUGCAGCUCCUCCUCAGAGCUACGGCUCCUUCAGACUAGCCAGCAGCAAUUAGUAAACAUCUGCUGUGUUCAUUACAGGAGCUGCUGCUUAGAGCAAUGCUGGUAAAACAUUAAAUGUUGAGGAGAGAAAGAGCAGGAAUUGUUAAACAGACAGAGGCCCAAUUUCAAGGCACUAAAUUAUAAAAUCAAAUUUCUCUCAAGUCACUUGAGAUCAAUGCAACAUUUUUAUACCAACUGAAGGGAACAGCAACUGGAUUAGGCAACAAAUGGCACCAUGUGGCUGGAAAACAGAAUACAGGCCCUUUAAAUGUCUUUUCUGUCUGGUUAGAUCAGUUUCCCUCCUGUGAAGUUUGGGGUACCCCAAAGUUCCCUUUUGGGACACCACCCCUUCUUAUGUUUCCUCUGGGGUCCAUCCAUCCAUUUUCUGUUCACCUUUGU